UUCUGUGGUAAAGCAGCCGCCUAGCCGUUAUCGCCGUUCUAGCCGUUAUCACCGUUCACCGGUCCGACCGCUUGUGUUUCCCUAGCAGCAAGACUUUGUUUUGCCGAGUUUUCUGUGGCUUUCGCUUACCGUUGGUAAAGCCAUGGCCACUGAUGACAGUCAAGGCGCAGGAUGUUCUGCAAGUGCCGAAAAUGCAGAGAAAGAUGAACAGCAAACGAUGCGGAAAGCAGAACUGGAGGAAGAGGCAAAGUUCAAGUCCAAGUACCCGGCGAACGCGAGGCCCGGAGGAUCUUUAUUCCUCCAGAAACGACUGAACAAAGGGCAAAAAUAUUUCGACUCCGGAGACUACAACAUGGCUAAGGCUAAGGGCCAGAAAGUGGUUCCACGGGUGCCCCCUGCCGUCCCCCAGAACCCCACGGGGGAGACCAUCCCCACAGUGGAGUCGCUGCCGCCACGCAAGACCUCGCUGGUACAGAGCAAGCUGGCCACAGGGCUUUCAUCCUAGAAGGUGCAAAGUGGGGCUGCCCGUCCUACGGGGCUCUGGGUGACAUGAAACUCCUUUGUUGUUGUUGCCCUUGAGUGCAACACACGGGGGCGCUCGGUUGGUGCACUGCUGCUCACUGCUGGAAGCACAGUGGCCAUUGGAUCUGAACUGGCCAGGUGCUUACGAGAUCAUCCGGUCUCGAUUUGGCAAGACUUGGCUAACUUUAAUAGCAUCUGGUGUUUUGUGGUCUGUUACAAGUUCAAAGUUGAAUGUACCGGUGCCCCUUUUGAUCAUUUCAGCCGUCAAUUUACGACGGUAUCUCGUGCUUGGGCUUAAUUUACCAACAAUACAGGUAUCGUACUGGAUAGAUUUGUCCCCUGUAGUAGUUUCUGUAAAAAUAUUUGCGCAAAAGGCCUCGUUCAACAGUUGGAGUGGUGCAGCUAAACCUGCUGGGAAUGUGCAGUCUUUUAAUUAUUUUACACCUCCUUUUAAAUACAACAAUUUUAUGCAAUGACAGGCCUCCAAACAAAGUCAGAUGAGAACUACAAAGGACUUGUAAGUGUGUCAUCUUAAAAAAUAUUUCCCGCAAUUUCAGUAAAGUUACAUUGCAGUGUGUUGUGCCAGUAACUGCACUAGCACGGUUAAAAAAAAUAUUUCGUACACUACAAAACAUAAGGUUUAUGCUGCCAAGUGUUUCCCAUUGCAUAUACAAGCACAUUUAUAAAGCCAUUUGUUGGUAAAGUAGCUUAGAAUUUGACAAAUGACAUGGCCUUGAUUGGUCAUACCUUGUUAACACCGCUUCCCGUGCAUUUCUCAAGCAUGCAGCAUGCUGCUUUAACUGUUUGAGCCAAACACAUGUAAAUAAAAGUCUGUACAAACCUUCA
Molecule: messenger RNA, 1368 nt
Organism: Dermacentor albipictus
Lineage: Eukaryota; Metazoa; Arthropoda; Arachnida; Ixodida; Ixodidae
Gene: endos
Product: endosulfine alpha
Cellular component (GO): cytoplasm
Molecular function (GO): protein phosphatase inhibitor activity
Source: RefSeq, a predicted model, not a curated record